UGUCAGCGCUGCGGGGCGGGGCGGGGCGGGGCGGGGCGCGGCAGGCAGGCGUGGGCCCGGCGCGGCGGUGGUGGCGCCAUCCCCAUCCCCCGGCGGCGGCGCGCGCUGCCCCAGGUGGGUGCGGGCGGCGCGGAGGGCACCUUGGCCGGCGCGGGGGGACUGCGGCGGGGCGGCGCGGCGCGGCGGAGCUACGGCGGCGCCCCGCCCCCUCCGGCAGAGCGGCGGGAGCUGCGGCGGCAGCGGCGAGCGCAGCCCCCGGGCCGCAGCUGGCGGCGCCGCGGUCCGGGCCAGGAGCGCACUUCAGCUGUUUGAACUCUUCUUCGCCUCUCCAUAAGCUGCGAAACAGAAGAAUGUGGAAAAGUAUCCCCUUCCCUUUUUCUACAUGAGUGAUAAGAGCACAAGAUCAUUGCUACAAGUUUGCUGCAAAGAUGAGUUCAGAGGAGAAGAGCAUAUCUCCUGCUCACAAAACAUCCACUCCAUCACAUAGAAGUGCCUCCUCUUCAUCAUCGUCUCAGAGGGACAGGAGGCAGAGCAUUCAUAUUUUGGAGCGGAAGGCUUCUUCAGGAAGUACAGACCUUUCUUUAAGCAAGCAGUUCCUUGAAACGGACCCUAUUUCGCUAUCCAAGGAACCUGACAGCUGGGAAAUCAUAGAGGGCCUUAAAAUAGGCCAGACCAAUGUCCAGAAGCCAGACAAACAUGAAGGUUUCAUGCUGAAAAAGAGAAAAUGGCCUUUAAAAGGUUGGCACAAGAGGUUUUUUGUCCUGGAUAAUGGAAUGUUAAAGUAUUCAAAGUCACCAAUUGAUAUUCAGAAGGGCAAAGUACAUGGGAGCAUCGAUGUUGGUUUAUCAGUUAUGUCUAUUAAAAAGAAGGCUCGUAGGAUAGAUCUUGACACAGAAGAGCACAUCUAUCAUCUGAAGGUGAAGUCCCAGGAUUCUUUUGAUGCCUGGGUUUCAAAAUUACGCCACCACCGGUUGUACCGUCAAAAUGAGAUUGUGAGAUCUCCAAGAGAUGCCAGCUUUCAUAUAUUCCCUUCAGCCUCUACUACAGAGUCUUCACCAGCUGCCAAUGUAUUAGAUGGAAAGGUACAACAAAAUAGCUUCCCAUGGCAGUCUCCUAUACCAUGCAGUAAUAGCCUUCCUGCAACCUGCACUACAGGUCAGAGUAAAGUAGCGGCUUGGUUGCAGGACUCUGAAGAAAUGGACAGAUGUGCAGAAGAUCUUGCUCAUUGUCAGUCAAACCUUGUCGAACUCAGUAAACUUCUUCAAAAUUUAGAAAUACUACAGAGAACUCAGUCAGCACCAAACUUCACAGACAUGCAGGCUAACUGUGUAGAUAUUUCAAAGAAAGACAAGCGGGUCACAAGACGAUGGAGAACAAAAAGUGUCAGCAAAGAUGCAAAAAUUCAACUUCAGGAAGGGCCGGCGCCGAAGGGCCAGCUCAGCACAACACGACGCCGGCAGAGACUAGCAGCUGCAGUGGCUACAACAGUCCCUUUCAGUGCUACAAUGUCACCCGUUCGGCUGCAUUCAUCCAAUCCCAACCUUUGUGCAGACAUUGAAUUUCAGACGCCCCCAAGUCACGUAACUGACCCCCUGGAGUGCUCUACCGAGUACAUCAAGCUGCAAGAAGAAUUUUGCCUGAUGGCACAAAAAGUUCAUUCUCUCUUGAAGUCUGCCUUUAACAGCAUAGCUAUAGAGAAGGAGAAACUUAAGCAGAUUGUUUCAGAACAAGAUCUUACAGGCCACAAUGCACAAAUAGCACACCUCAGACAGUCCCUCUCUCAGGCUCUCAACCAGAAUGCUGAACUAAGGAGUCGCUUGAACAGAAUACAUUCAGAAUCUGUUAUCUGUGAUCAAGUUGUCAGUGUAAAUAUUAUCCCUAGUCCUGAUGAGACAUGUGAACAAAUUCAUGUCAAUUCAUUGUCCCAGCAAGUUUCUAACGAGAGCAGGCUCUCGAUGUCUGAAUCGGUUUCAGAGUUCUUUGACGCGCAGGAAGUGCUGUUGUCCGCCAGCUCAUCAGAAAAUGAGGCUUCUGAUGAUGAAUCUUACAUCAGUGAUGUGAGUGAUAAUAUAUCUGAGGACAACACCAGUGUUGCAGACAACAUUUCUCGGCAAAUUCUUAAUGGUGAGCUAACAGGAGGUGCAUUCAGGAAUGGACGACGCACUUGUCUCCCAGCUCCCAGCCCUGACACUAGUAACAUCAAUCUGUGGAAUAUUUUGAGAAAUAACAUUGGCAAAGAUCUUUCCAAAGUGUCCAUGCCAGUUGAGCUAAAUGAACCUCUGAAUACUUUGCAACAUCUCUGUGAAGAGCUAGAAUACAGCGAACUCUUGGACAAGGCUGCUGAAACUGAUGAUCCCUAUGAACGCAUGGUCCUCAUAGCUGCUUUUGCAGCAUCAGGCUAUGCCUCUACCUACUUUAGAGCAGGAAGCAAGCCAUUUAACCCUGUGCUUGGUGAAACUUAUGAAUGUAUUAGAGAAGACAAAGGAUUUCGAUUUUUCUCAGAGCAGGUUAGCCACCAUCCUCCCAUUUCUGCCUGUCACUGUGAAUCGAAGAACUUUGUAUUUUGGCAAGAUAUCAGAUGGAAAAACAAAUUCUGGGGGAAAUCAAUGGAAAUUCUGCCAGUUGGAACAUUGAAUGCAACUCUUCCAAAGUAUGGAGAUUACUACGUCUGGAACAAAGUCACUACUUGCAUACAUAAUAUCCUUAGUGGAAGGAGGUGGAUAGAACAUUAUGGAGAGAUAACUAUCAGAAACACAAAAAGCAGUGUUUGUAUUUGUAAACUCACAUUUGUCAAGGUAAACUACUGGAAUUCAAAUGUAAAUGAGGUCCAGGGUGUUGUGAUAGAUCAAGAAGGGAAGGUGGUACAUCGCCUUUUUGGAAAGUGGCAUGAAGGCCUUUAUUGUGGGGUUGCACCUUCAGCCAAAUGUAUAUGGAGGCCAGGCUCCAUGCCAACCAAUUAUGAACGUUAUUAUGGCUUCACAAGGUUUGCUAUUGAGCUCAAUGAAUUAGAUCCUGUACUGAAAGAUCUUCUUCCUACAACCGAUGCACGAUUCAGGCCGGAUCAGAGGCUUCUGGAAGAAGGAAAUGUAGAAGCAGCAGCAACAGAGAAACAAAGAAUAGAGGAGCUCCAGAGAAGUCGGAGGCGGUACAUGGAAGAAAACAGCAUUGAAUAUGUACCCAAAUUUUUCAAGAAAGUUAUGGAUGCUAAUCAAAGAGAAGCCUGGGUUACCAAUGACACCUACUGGGAACUGCGAAAGGAUCCUGGCUUUAGUAAAGUAGAAAUUCCCAUACUCUGGUAAACUGAGAAUGUAGAUCUAGUAAACAUAUCACUCUCUGAAGAAAAAAAUAACUAUGCACAAUAUGUUUCUUAUAGCUAAGCGUGGUUUGUGGGUCUACGGAAAAUCUAUCAUUUGCAUUUAUAUUCAUCUUUAUAAAGGAUUUUUGAAAGUGCAUUAGACCAGGCCCCUGACCACUUAUGGAUCUUUUUAAUUUUGCAGCAGUCAUUAAAAUAAAGAAAGAAAAGAAAGAAAAAGAAACAAAUAAAAACCUUUUAAAGUUUCAUACACUGAAAAUUCAGAACAAAAGAAGCAGAAGAAUUAUCCAAAGUCACUUGGAAGAGGUGGUAAACAGAAAACUGCAACCGGUGCUUUAAACAGACAUUAAGAGUAAUGUAAUCUAAAGUAAAAAAAAAAAGAAAAAAAAGGAAGAAAAAACAGAAAAAAUCCAUUUUGUUUCAACUAUUUUUGUUAAAAACUCUUGGUUUACAACACUGUCAUUUCUGGCUUCAGGUUAGUCCUUUGGUGUGAUGUGCUUGGACUGACCUUUGUCAAAAAGACAUAAGACAUGCUUUUCUGGAAGCUGUUCCCAUUCAUAUGCCAUUGUUCAUGCCUUAAACAAAAUAUGAAGAAGUAUAGUAAGUCAUUUUAAAAUGUCUAUCCUUAGGCUUGCGUGGAGGACAGAUUUUUAAAGCACUAGGAUUUUAUCGUAUAAAUUUUGGAGAACCUAUAUUAUUUAAAAUCAAAACACAGCCAAGCAUCUAACUGUAUUUCAGAUGAAGGAGAUCUACUGUACAUGCUUUAGCUUUGGGAAGCUGACUGUAUAAUCAGACUGAAAAGAAACUACUACCUGGUUAAAUUUGAGACAAUUUUGUAAAUGCAUUUGAAUUGCUAGUCAGAAAGUUCAUAUUCUAAAUGACGGAGGCUGAGAUGUGAUCAUCAUUUAUACACUGAUCUGACAUAGCUUCACAGCGUAUCUCAUUUCCCCCUGUUUAUACAAUUAGAAUUCCCUGAAGCUUUGCAACGGUGUUAAAAGCACAGAAACAUUUCACAGGAAAGUCUCUGGCUUCUCUCCAGAAGCUGGAUAGUACUUUGAACAGAACUAAUAUUUUCUGCCACACAGACCAUAUACUUUACUGGCUGUGUUUUCUUCUCAUCCACUUUUCUUAUCUAAAUUUAUAUGUGAGAGUAGGGCAGAGGCUCCCAUGCUUUGUAGCUAACAACAACUUCUUGUGUUGCCAAAAUAGCUUUUAUGCAAAAUUACAUUUUACAGUUUUUUCAUAAAGUGAUUCUAUACUUUUUGAUUCAGAACCAAGUCUCUUAUGUGUUGCUAUGCCUCAAUUAAUAUGUAAGGGAGGAGGCCUGGCACUUUCUAUCUGAUAAUCGCUGAAGCACUAAACAGUAGGAGGGCAGAUUUUACGAAAAGAAGUAGUUUUAUUAGAAAAAAAAUUCAUUUCACACGGUAUGAUCCAAUUGUCCAUUUAUACAUAUAUUAUACAUUCAGGCACUAAUGACAGACUAGAUUUCCUACAUAUAUACUGUCUUUCACGUACAUAGCAUACAUAGUGCACUUAAAUUUUUCUAUUUAAGAUGUAUUCUAGUACUGAGACUGACUAAAAUAAAAUAAAAAUUCAGAUAGGUGUCUGAUCCUGCCAGGAGAGCUGCUUGAACAGUUCACAGUGGGGUGCCACACAUACCCAGCUCUCUGCAUGCCUGUUCCUUUUGCAGAGUCAGGCCCUUACAGACCUAAGAUUACUGUGAUUAUUUUGUAUGCAUUCAGUUCUCCCCUUUGCUUGUAUAGGAGAGCAACUAGCUACUAAUGAAUUCCACUUUCUUCCCAAAGUUAUAAGGAAAAAUAUGACAGCCUAAAGAAAAUACUGGGUAGAACUUAUGAAAAUUUUGAAUACUAAACAUUGUUUAUGAAUACUUGAUAUAAAAACUUUAUGCAGAUUAACAGGAUUUGUUCCAAAGAAUAUCUUGAAUUAUUAAAAAAAAAAUCUUAUUCUCUUUUCUAGUUGGACCAAAUCUGAAUUCUCUGAGUUCUUCAGUGGUUUUUAUAAGAAAAUGAAAAUAUAUCAGUUUUGUUUUUCUAAUCAUAUUAGGUUAACUUCAUCCUACUUGCUUUAAUGGCAUUACACUAUGAAUCAAAUCUGCACAUUGUGUGCAAAAUGUCAAUUCAUUAUUCUAUCACUUUCCUUAAAUAUAUCAUUAUUAAACAUUUGCGCCCCUCAUGUUCCAGUCCCUGUGUGUGGGUUCACCAUGCCAUUAAAAAGUAUCACUUGUGCAUGACUGAGAGUACAUUUGAGAGACAGAAACUGCAUGUCCUCAGUUUUUUUGGAAGUUGGAUCUUAAUUUAAAUACAGAGAUAAAGUAUUGAGUUUUACAGUGUUCUGCUAGUGUUUCGUGAAUGCCAUUCUUUGCAGUGCAAAGUGCUAUCACUGAUUUAAUUAUUUUUUCAACUGUUCAUCUGAUAUUCAUUGAAGAAUAGUACUAACAUUUUUAGAAUUUAAAAAAUCUGUGAUACGAUAAAUCUUUAUUGAAGGCACUCUUUAAAAUUAUGGAAUAUUGAAUUAAUGAAUUAAUAACUAGAAGAAAUACAAAACAGUGCCUCACAAAAUGGAAUUUUUCUUUGUCAGAAUUCUAAAUGUACUAUCAAAUAUACCAUAAAGCAUUUUUUUUAUAGUACAGAAUUCUCUGGAUUCUGUGCAAAAUCUUCUAUUAAUUUUUUUCCUGCCACCUUGGGGGACGUAACGACAUAUUUUCUAAAGAGAAUGGGUUAAUAGAAGACAGGUCUGGGGGCUUCUGUCCAAACUAUAAUUUUUGAACAACUUUGGAAGAGCACCUGCACUGUAUCGAGUGCAGGUGCAGAGCUUUGUACUUCUCUGUACUGGACUUCGUGAAGUGCUGUCUGGCCCAAUUCUCAAGUUUAGGAAGAUCCUUCUGGUCAGAGCUCUGCCAUUUGGCAUGUUGCCUGAUGCUCCUAAUUUAAGGUUAUCUGUGAAGUUGCGAGGCGGCAGUCUACGUCCUUGCACAGGUCACUGAUGAUGUUGAACGGUGCGGGACCCGGAGCCGACCCCGUGGCACCAUCCCCGUUCCUGGUGCCAGUGGGGGUAACGCAGCCAUCGCACCCUUCGAGCGUGGGGACUCAGGCAGUUUUCAGCCCAUCUAGCUCCAUUCACCCAGGCAGUAUUUUCUUUUGAAAGGCAUAAAAAAUACUUCUCUGCUCUGUAGGUUUUAUUGUUCUAGGUUUGGUAGGUGAGGAGAAUGAGUGCAAACCACCUGCCAUUUAAAAAAGCAUCAACUAUUAAAAUUUCUAACUUGAACUACAAAAAGGUAUCCUAUGCUUUCAAAUGCCUUUUUUCAAAAUUCGUUUCUAUAUGAAAUACAUGAACUUUAUGCUUUAUCCACAAUGGCAAAUGGUACUUGCAAUUAAUAUUUUACAAACAUACCUUAGUUUAUUCCCUGUUCUGGUACUGAGGAUAUAAUGGGAUAAUGCUAGCUAUUAUCAUCAAAGGUAAUGUCUUAAUAGUGACUUAAAUAGUUUCAUUCCUAUUUUUAAUCUCUGUUAACGAGAUGGCAGAUUUUUCUGUAUAUUAGAAGUUGUUAUCUCACUGAGAGAUACAAAUUGAAUUAGUUUAUUUUCAUACAGUCGCACUGUGAUUUAAAAGUCAUCUAGUCACUCAUUCUAAUUUUUAACAGGUAUAAGUUGCAUGAAAUAAACAUGUUUGCAUUUGGCUUUAGAAGUAAACUCCCAAUAUAGUACUCUUCAUCUUACAAAUAAUGUUUUGCAUUUUCUCUCAUUUUGAACUUUUGACUCUGAACCAGCUUUUAUGGCAUUUGUGGGUUUUAUGUGAAUACCACAUACUAGGCAUGUGUCAAGUAUGUGGUAUGUACGCAUGAUACAGUUUUAAAAGAUGCCCUUGAUUUGCUACUGAACAGUGUUAGAGCUUCACGGAAACAAAUCAUGCAAACAUUAAGGCAUACUUCUCCCUAGAGCAAUGUGCCCAGGAGCCAGCGCUGAGCCCGCCGCACCUGCACUGUGUGAUGAGUUUGCCUCCAGGCUCUGCCCUCCUUUAUCUGCUCCGAAUGUAGCCUGUGGCAGGGAGGCCAGGCACCUUGCACAGUUUGCCAUGGAAAUAACAAGGGUUUUUCUCUUCCUCAAACCAGGUAGAGCAGGGCCCAGGGCAAAGCAGGCUUGCAUGUAGGAUUUCUCAACAGAGUUGAAUUUUUAGAAAUGCUCUGGAAGGGCAGGGAGUUCGUGUUUUUGCUAACAAAGGUCUCUUAAUUUAUGGAAGGUUUGUAUUUUCUCCUUGUUUUAAAGGAUUUUGGAAUUCUGCCUGGUGAAUUAGCUGUUUAAAGUGCCAUUGGCCGCAGUAGUAAUCUGAGGAAUUAACUCUAUUUUAGGUAUUAUUACUAACACUGGAGAUGCAUGAUGAAAGCCAAAGGAGAAUUUUUAAAUUAAAUCUACCUGAAAUUAAUAAGGCCUUUGAAGGAAAAAGGUAUGCAUAUUCAUAUACUAAAAUGCAGGAGGUGUUGAGUUUGGCCCAGCUAAGGAAAAAAGAGUAAUAUUGACAAAAAUGUAUAAGAAACAUUAGUAUGCCCUAGCCAGUCAGGAUGUGCUAUACACAGACCUCGGGGAAAGCUAGCAAAACUAACUAUGUCUCAACUGCUUGUCUUAGCAGCUGAAAAUAUUAGGGCUGAAAAUAUUAUCUAAUGUUUUCUUGUUGUCCGUCAUUAAGUAAUAAAUGUCAAAACUGUAUAAAACUUCAAUUUAUUCUUUUCAGCAUGUAGUGACAGAAAUCAUGGUGAUCAGGGAUACAGUUGUGACGAAAUGUUCUUGUUAGAAAAUUAAUUUUCUACUUUACCAUACCUGCUUAUUUUUGUUAGAAUUCCUGCAUCACUCAGAAGAUGAAGGUGAGUUUCAUGGAGACAGGGGUGUGUGUGUGUGUGUGGGGGGGGGGGGCGGCUUGUCUUUUUUGUGUUUGUUUUUUAACAGAAGAAUCUAGACUAAGUGUGCUAAUAAAGAUUUAAGUCUUCCUAGGGAGGCUAGCUCCCUGGGCUCCCUCAGAAUAGUGAAUGGCAUCCAUGAGAAUUUUACAAAUCUGAGUAAACUCAAAGAAAUGGAUUAUUUAAAGCAGUUUAUUUUCUUUUUGUAUUAUAUGCUGUAAGGAGUCUACUUACAAAAGGUAAUGCAUUCUUACUCUUUAAACUAGAGGUGUAGAACAGCUUUGAUGUUCAUUAGCUUUGGUGUAAGUUACAUCUUCUAAAUUGAAAAACGUCUUUAUAGAACCUCCUUAAAAGGACUUUUUUAUAUGGUGUCUUGCAGGUUUAAAAAGUGAGUUUAAUAUCCUUGUAGGUGUUUUAUAUGCCUAUCUCCUUCUUUGUCAACUUUUGUUGUAUUAUAACCCAUCAUUUUUUAAAAAUGUUUUUCCCUCCCCUAUGAUAUUUGGCAAACCUCAAAAAAGGAAAAGGAGGGAGAGACUACAAUGGAGAAUCAUGAAACUAGAUACAACAGUUCUCAGUGGCACAGCGUUAUUAAAAAUGGAGUUUUCUAGCCCUUAUUAAUGGGGAUGUCUGUCAGAGCAGCUGUUAACAUAUCUAACCUGAAACUGAUUUAAUACCCUUUUACUUUCCACUGACCAGUGGCGGCACGGAAAAAUGGAGGAUUAGUGACAUUUGCUCAGAAUGAAUUUUGAACAUGAAAGGAAGCUUUUAUUCCUUUUAUAAUAAAAAUGACUGUAGACAGAAUUUGGCCGAAGGUAUGUUGGUACUGUGAACAAAGAGAAUUACUUAUUUUAUAAAUAAGGGAAGCGUAAAAUUGGAAUAUAUAUAUUCAACACUAUGUAAUAUAGUCUGUCUUGCAUAUUCUGGACAUACGGUAAAACUGUCUAUUUAUACUCCCUGAGGAAUGAUCGAGAUCCUAUGAAACACUAAAAGAUAUUUCCAUGUUUAUUGCUACUUGUAAUGGUCUGCAUUAGUGAAAGAGGAUGAUUGUGUUUUGGAUAUCUUAUGUGAACUUCUAAUCUUGCUGGUCCCAGUCAUUAGGGAUGCAAAAAGGAAAGAGCUGAGGAGAUUCCUUCAGAAGGCAAGAGUGGGUAACAAUCUUUCAUGCCCUGAGCGUCCUAAUGAUGCAAGUGCUAUAAAAGAGCAGUACUUAAGGUGAUAAAUAUUCAGCUAGAAUGAUUACUUUUCACUGUGGUCCAGGACUGGUCCCUUGGGCCAGUCCGUUUAGCCACAUACACAAUGUCUGUCUUUUAAACUGAAUUACUAUUUAGCAUUACACUUAUGGCAACUGGAGCCCAGGGUUGCCUUGUCAGGUCCUUGGAGGACAGACAGUGGCAGAGACAGGAGCUGAAGUAAAGAUUUCUUGUCUUGUAAUCCUGUGUUGGGUGUUCUUUCUCUUCCUUUGUUAAAUUUACAUGGGCAAGGAAUAUGAAAUUAAUAUUAACCAAGCUAAUGUUAGUUUAAUCUUCAGUUUUUGCCAGGUAAAGGAGAAUAAUGGAUAGCUGCUUUUUGGUUUUUUUUUUUUCUCUAAUCUCUGUUGAAUAAAUUCAGAUGAGAUCUGCAAUUAUCUUUGAAUUUGCUUAAUAUGUUAUAAAAAUGCCUAGAGACUGCAUUGUGAAUAAUAAAUUAUACAUAAAUAUUUUUAAUCUGCAUCAGUAACCUAUCUUGAAGUCAAGACAAUGAAAAGUAUCAUUUCAAUAGGAGGUUAGGAAUUGGGUCUAUUUAAUUCUUGAAAUAAGUGUUACUGGUAUCUGUUAGUGGUUGAAAUGUAGUAUAGCAUAUUCAGACCGCUGUUGUAAUUCUGCAGUAAAUUUUAUUUUCAUCUGAGUCUCAAACAAGACCUGACUAUGAACUGAGAAAUAAAUGCUGAUGUGUGUAUUUUGGUAUGCAGGCAUAAAUUCAAAGAUGGCAACUUCUAGCUUACUUAAGCUUUCACUCUAAUUAGCAGAAGCACUGUUCUUGUUCCUUUAGAAUUAUUUCUAAACUAAUUAUUUUCAAACGUUCAUUCCUCACUAAGAACUAAUUAUAUGCCAAGUCUGAGUUUAAAAAUAAAACAAUGUUUAGAGCUCCACAAACAUGAAGAAUGGUUCUUUUAUUUUGCAACUAAUGCUCAGAUCUUGCUAAACCUCCAGCUCUCAAAGCAAGGCAGACCUAUAAUGCUCAUUCACUAAAAUUUCAUCCCUGGACCAAAAAGAGAUAUCAGUGGGCUUUUCUGGAUGGGAUUCUUUGCUUCUUUGUGUAUUGAUUUGUGUCUACGUUAUGUACCAUAAAACCAGCAAGAAGUCAAGCUGUUAGCAUCUGAUGUCACAAAUCUUUUCCUUCAAAAAAACACACAGCAAAUUGCUUGCUCUUUAACUGUUACUGCUAGAUUGUCUGAAGAGGAUGCUUAAAAAGCCAUCAUAAAAUUAAACUAUUGGGACAUCUGGAGACAUCAUUAUGAUAGUUCUAUAUUAGGAGAUUAAGAUAUUUUAUUUUUUUAACCAGUAUCAAGAUUUCUUCUUAAAGUCAGUAUCUACUUCCCUUUGUAUAAUUAUGUUCGAUGGAUUAUGUUUUUUAAACAUUUCAACAGCUUAACAUUCCAUAUUUUCUCUCCUUUUUGCACAGUUAACAUGAAUUUGGAAUAAUGACACACUUUUUUAGUGAGAUUAGAUCCCAUGCACACACAUGUGAAGUGUAGUAAAUUCCAGUAUUUGUACCCUGAUCAAAUCUUUUAGAAUGCCAUAUAAAAGUAAAGUUUAGAUAAGUAGUCAAUUUAAUUGCCUUGCUGGGCUUCAUUAGUUUUAAUGGCAUUUAAUUCUAGAUGGUAAACAGACCUUUAGCAGGCCAGAAAGUGAAAAUAUAAAUAGCAAAAAGAGCAUUCGCUCGUGAUUCCCCAUAUCCCUGUGCUCAAUGAAACCCAGAUCUAUUGCUUUCUUGUACACCACUUUGCAUAGCGUCCUUGUAAAAGGAGGCCCUCAGAAUCUUUCCAUUGGGGUUGUGCUGUUAUACCAUCUAGAAAUAUAUACACCAAAACUCACUUCACACUUUUUAAGAUGAAUUUUAAAGGCAGAUAAUGUAAUUAUCUUCAGCCUUUCUAGAAGGCUAAAAUGUAGAGUCAGUGCUACUUUUAAAUACCAGGUAGACUAUGACUAUUCUAGAGGGAAAUAAUAGACUAACUGCAAAGGGUCUGUGUGCCUUGAUGCACCAGACAAGAAUUUUUCUAUUGUUUGAAAGCAAUAGAAAACUUGAGGGAAAGAAAGAAAAGUGUUUAUGUGUCGUUGUCCAGCUAUCCAAAUGUUGCAAAAACCAGUAUAUUUGGGGCACUGUAGUAUUAAACCUCACCUGCAGCACUUCAUUUUGUGCUCAGAAGUUCAUUGUGGACUUCCAUAAGGACACGAAGAAGGACAGGAUACCAAAAAAAAGUCAGUGCCAUAAUUUCUAAGUAACUCAAUAGAUAAUACAGUUGAUUUCCAAAUCUUUGUUUUGAAAACUGUAUAAACUAAAGUAUUGCAAUUUUUAAAACUGUAAAUGUAAUCCUUCAUGCUACAUUCAGUAAUUUAACAUAGAAAAGAAGAUCCUGAUCUGGACUGUGGUCCUGCAAAUGCAUGCAGUUGUGCUGGACAAGUUCGAGAGGCCUUUCAGGAUGAUUCUUCUUUACAUCUUACUAAUUUGGUAGUUCUAAAUACUGACUACAAUGGUGUCUGUAAAAGCACCUCUAUGGCUUACAAUUACUAAGCGUCAACAGUUAAGAAGUAACAUAGAUUAGCAAUAUAGAAAUUAUAACCCCUAGGCUUUUAUUUCAAAUGCAAGAGUUAAUCAGCAAUGCACAUCUCAAGAUUUUUUUAUUCUUCCUCUGCUUGGACUCUGAUCUUGCACAGGUGUCAAUAUGUAGUUAAACAUACACAUUGCUAACAGUCUCAUUGAAUGCAGUUGAAAGGAUGCAGAUAUUAAUGUUUGACUAAAAAGGCUCAACACUGACAUUCCUAAGAAGUCAAAACAAUGAUUAUACCAGGCUUUGUAAUACUUCAUUUUUAAUCCUUAUAUCCUUAAAUAAAUGAGCAUCUAUACGGAUGAGACUGAGCACCUCUUGGGUCUCCAUUGAACUCCAUGAGCUUCCAUGUGAGUGGAUGAUCUAGCUGCCAAAAUUUUAUUUCAGCUUUAGACCUAAUAUAAACAGUCAGGCCUAGGUAUUCAACUAGUUAUGCUUAAGCUUCAUUUUAAAAGUGCACUGCCUCAUGGAAGUUAAAAGCGUGAAGUACAGCAGGUUUAACUGCUUGCCAGUCAGAGCUAAUAUAUUUGACUUUCCUUUGCCUUUCUUGCAUUUUGGGACCUUGUUCUUGUAGUAUUUAAAAGUCGGUUAACUUCACGUCUAUGUAAAGUUCAAUUAUGUAUGACAUUUGUAAGGAGAUGACAUCAGUGACUGAAUUUAUGAGAACAUGUCUUACUCUGGCAAGCUUAACUGUAAUACCAUUUGCAGUUCCUAUCCCUGUUUUCCUGAACUUUCCUGCAGGAUGGUGCCAGCCCAGAGGGAGGGUUGCUGGUGCUGUGUGCCAGUGAGAAUAGGAGACUCUGACUUGUCCUUCAGAUCUGCCAAGAGGGAGGGUGACCAGCUAAGAGCACGCUCCUAAUCUCAGCCCACAAAAAAUAUGAAUGUGAGAAAGUGCCUCCCCUCUCUCCCUUUGGGCUUUAACCCAUACAGAAUUGCUUUUUUUGAUAUAUCAGGUUCUCUGGCUACUUCAGAGAUUGAGCCUGUUUGAUAGCCAGGAAGGAGCAGUAAGGAAACAGUUUAAGUUCUCGUUACACAUUACACAGCUGCAGCACAAGCACUCUGUGUCUUUGCACUAGUGAGCUGGUUUGACCAUCCCGUUGCAGUAAUGCUGGAUGCAGAUGAGGCCUCACGCUGACUACCUCCAAUGCAAUAAAUAACAAACUCGUACAGUAGCGGAUGUUGAUUUCAGUCCUUUGACAACAGGAGCAUCUGUUGGCCACAUGAUUUGAGGAGGCGGUAGUGGGGGGAAGAAUAAACAAGAGAUUCAUUUAAUUAGGGAGUUUAUUCCAGUGAAGUAUGUGGUAUACAUGUACUGCCAUACCCAUAAUGCCAACUCCAGCUGAGGGAGGUCCUACAGCUUCUGUCAGGAAGUGAAGGUGAACUUCGCUAUAUUGUAGUUUAUGUUGUGCUCUAAAAUGUAAUAAAAGAUGCCACCUGUUUCCUUCAGGCUGAGCCAGAUUUACCUGGAUAUUUUGUCAAAAAACACACACACAAUUCUAGUUUUUGAGGAAACAUGAUGCUCUUUUACCUGUUGCAGUGUAAUUGGAUAAUGCAUGUGCAAAUGACUUGUUUAGCCUGCCAAUGAAUGUUGCUAAUGCCUUACCAAAAAACAAAAAGCGUAUUUUUUGUAUUUUUUUCCUCAGAGGCAAAUCCAAACAAUGCUAGAUUUGGGAAACUGUUUACUGAAAAGCAUUUUCUAAUAGAUCUCUGAAGAAGUGCAAUUGUAUAAUUAUUAUUGUUCAGUGCAUACAGUACAUUGUCUCCAUCACUCUGUACACUGCUGCUAUUAGUGCUUGUUCUAAUAAAUCUCAAUGUACACUGUUUAAA
This is a messenger RNA of Dromaius novaehollandiae (emu), 13854 nucleotides long. It is a transcript of the gene OSBPL6, whose product is annotated as oxysterol binding protein like 6. Gene Ontology annotation, molecular function: cholesterol binding. Lineage: Eukaryota; Metazoa; Chordata; Aves; Casuariiformes; Dromaiidae. The transcript is spliced from 25 exons. The record is from RefSeq and is a predicted model, not a curated record. Gene Ontology annotation, cellular component: intracellular membrane-bounded organelle; cytosol; membrane. Bases 429 to 3299 code for a protein of 956 amino acids.